Spea bombifrons (plains spadefoot toad) is the source of this 2399-nucleotide messenger RNA. It is a transcript of the gene MELTF, whose product is annotated as melanotransferrin. Bases 95 to 2281 code for a protein of 728 amino acids. The record is from RefSeq and is a predicted model, not a curated record. The transcript has 16 exons. Lineage: Eukaryota; Metazoa; Chordata; Amphibia; Anura; Pelobatidae. Gene Ontology annotation, biological process: iron ion transport. Gene Ontology annotation, cellular component: early endosome; plasma membrane; extracellular region.
GUGAACAGGGAACACCAUUAUAAGUACUGCCGCUCAAAGUUUAAACAGUCUCUUACUUGAAGGAAACGAGAGAGGUGGCAGUCGGGGACCCGAGAUGAUUUGGAAAAGGUUAUUUUUUAUUCUGUGCAACAUUCAAACCAUUUUAUGUCUGAAUGAAAUUAGAUGGUGCACUAUUUCUGACCUUGAGGACAAAAAAUGCAACGAUAUGAAAUUAGCUUUCACUCAAGCUCAGAUCCUCCCGCGGAUGUCAUGUGUCCGAGGCAGCUCCUCCACAGACUGCUCUCAAAAGGUUAUGAACAGCCAGGCGGAUGCAGUGACAUUGGGGGGAGAUUCUAUAUACCGAGCUGGCAGACAAUUCAAUUUGAAACCUGUUGUUGGUGAAGUGUAUGAUCAAGGUGUAGGGACCUUUUAUUAUGCUGUGGCUGUUGCCAGGAGGAACUCAAAUAUCACCCUAAAUAGUCUAAGAGGAGCCAGGUCUUGUCACACUGGAAUCCAGAGGACAGCCGGCUGGAACGUCCCUAUUGGCUAUCUUAUUGAUAGUGGGCGAAUGUCAGUUAUGGCGUGUGAUAUCCCUAAAGGGGUAAGCACCUUCUUCUCCAAAAGCUGUAUACCUGGGGCCAACAAGGCAACCUACCCAUCUCUCUGUGAGCUAUGCAAAGGAAAUGACAGUGGGCAAAAUGUGUGUGACCUGAGUAGUCAGGAGCGAUAUUAUGAUUAUAACGGGGCUUUCAGGUGCCUGGUGGAAGGAGCAGGUGAUGUGGCAUUCAUUAAACACAGCACAGUGUCUGAAAAUUCAGAUGGCAAAAAUUCUGAUGCCUGGGCAAAAGAAGUCUCAUCUGCAGAUUAUCAACUCCUGUGUCGUGAUGGCACACGGGCAGAAGUGAGCGAGUGGAGGUGGUGUAACCUAGCAAGGGUCCCUGCUCGUGCUGUUGUGGUCCGGAAUGAUGUGGAUGGUUCCAUAAUUUAUAACUUCUUACACGAAGGGCAGCAAAAAUUUAGUGUUGCUAGUUCCAAUUUCAAGAUGUUUGACUCUUCAACCUAUGGAGGCACCAACCUGCUUUUUAGGGAUUCCACUAUAGAACUGAGGUCAAUCUCAAAUCAGACUUACCAAGCCUGGCUCGGAGACACGUUUCUUCAGGCAAUGAACGGAAUUGACUGCGAUCCAGACAAGUUGCCCAAAAUGUUGCGUUGGUGCACCUUAUCUACUAUGGAGAUCUGGAAGUGCGCAGAUAUGGCCAGCGCUUUUAUGAACAAGACUUUGUACCCGUCAAUCCAGUGUGUUUCUGCUGACAGCCCUGAAGCCUGCAUGAAAAUGAUACAGCAAAAAGAAGCUGAUGCUGUAACAUUGGAUGGAGGGGAUAUUUACAAAGCUGGAAAGAAUUAUGGACUGGUGCCUGCUGCUGGAGAGAAUUAUUUGGAGAGUGUGUCUGACAGUUACUAUGCAGUAGCUGUGGUCCGCAAGAACCUAUAUGAUGCCUUUACCAUCAACGAAUUGAAGGGCAAGAAAUCAUGCCACACAGGAUAUGAACGGACAGCUGGGUGGAACAUACCUGUAGGAACUCUAAUUAAAAAAGGUUUUAUUAGACCCGAAGGAUGCAACACUGCUAAAGCUGUUAGCAGUUUUUUCUCCGCAAGCUGUGUGCCUGGCGCCAACCAAAAAAACUUUCCAUCACAACUGUGUGAGCUCUGCAAGGGCGAUGGAACUGGAAGAUCUAAAUGUGAGAAGAAUAACCAAGAACAAUACUUUGGAUAUUCUGGGGCAUUUAGGUGCCUGGCAGAAAAGACUGGAGAUGUGGCCUUUGUUAAACACUCGACUGUUUUUGAAAACACAAAUGGAAAAAACACACAGGAUUGGGCAAAGGAUUUAAAAUCCAGUGAAUUCCAGUUACUAUGUCCCAAUGGAGCCCUAGCAGAAGUAACUCAGUUUGCAGACUGUAACUGGGCACAAGUGCCACCGCAUGCAGUAAUGGUUCAUCCAGAUACCAACGUACACGCAGUGUUCGGCCUCCUAGAUAAUGCUCAGAUAUAUUAUGGGAGCGACACUAAUCCUGAUUUUAAAAUGUUCAACUCCUCUUUUUACUAUGCAAAUGACCUGAUUUUCAAGGACUCCACCAACAAAAUUGUUCCUGUACAGGAAAAGACCACAUAUGAAAAGUGGCUAGGAAAGAAUUAUAUUGAAUCGCUAGAAGGUUCACAGUGUUCUUCCAGCACAGUGCUUACUCCAUGGAGUGCCAUUUUAACAGUGAUUACCAAUCUCUUACUCAUUAGGUUGUCUGUAUAAACUGCGGAGGCAAUGGGAUGUGGCUGCAAACGGAAGUGCUAUGAAUGACACUUUAAUAGCUGAAGGAUGAAUGUACUCUUAGUCUAUACCCGUCUUACUGUCUUUAACUUUGUCCUCU